Molecule: messenger RNA, 697 nt
Organism: Dendroctonus ponderosae (mountain pine beetle)
Lineage: Eukaryota; Metazoa; Arthropoda; Insecta; Coleoptera; Curculionidae
Product: trafficking protein particle complex subunit 2-like protein
Biological process (GO): endoplasmic reticulum to Golgi vesicle-mediated transport
Cellular component (GO): nucleus; TRAPP complex; cytoplasm
Source: RefSeq, a predicted model, not a curated record
ACUAAUUAGACAGUAAAUAAUUUGUAAUGUUUACUGUUUUAUAAAAAAACGUUGAAUUAAUUUCAUAAAAUGGCAGUGUGUGCUGCAAUAGUAGGCAAGGAUAAUUCCCCAAAAUUUUUCUGUUGUGUUAACCCAGAUGAAGAACUGGCUUUUCAGUUUAAAGUGCUUUCUUCACUGGAUAUAAUUGAAGAAAAGCUCAAUCCAACAAACAAAUCUGCCAGUGAUAACAGAGAAUUAUAUCUGGGACAGUUGUAUUCGUUGGAAACCUGCAAAAUCUAUGGUUAUGUGACAAACACAAAAAUCAAAUUCAUUAUAGUGGUUGAUUCAACAAACAUGGCUCUAAGGGAUAAUGAAAUAAGAUCCAUGUUCAGGAGAAUGCACUCAGAGUAUGCAGAUAUGGUAAGCAACCCAUUUUACAUUCCUGGCGAAGCAAUUACAUCUAAGAUGUUUGAUGCCAAUAUAAAAAGCAUUAUUACAGGAACCGUUUAAUUUACUUUUCAUUUUAAUGAAAUGAAAUAAUUACAUAAUUUAUAUGUAUUAAAUGUUAAUGAUUAAAAUAUAUGCUGUUUUUCUGUUCAGUUUUAAUUCAAUAUUGUGAUGUUCUUCAUCAUUUUUUUUAUCUAAUUUUGGGACGAACAUUAGUUUGUUAUUUUAUUUUUUAUGUCAAAUAAAUGGGUUGAAAAGACCUAGUAAUAAA